Messenger RNA from Temnothorax curvispinosus, 1537 nucleotides. RefSeq names its product mediator of RNA polymerase II transcription subunit 8 (gene MED8). Gene Ontology annotation, molecular function: transcription coregulator activity; RNA polymerase II cis-regulatory region sequence-specific DNA binding. Bases 219 to 1004 code for a protein of 261 amino acids. Gene Ontology annotation, biological process: regulation of transcription by RNA polymerase II. The record is from RefSeq and is a predicted model, not a curated record. Gene Ontology annotation, cellular component: mediator complex; core mediator complex. Lineage: Eukaryota; Metazoa; Arthropoda; Insecta; Hymenoptera; Formicidae. The transcript has 7 exons.
UCAGCGCGGAGCCAACCGAGCGAUCAGCGGUCAGCGGAGCGAGGCAGGGCAGCGCAAGAGCUCCCCGAGAGCUAAGAGCUAAUCACUAUAGUUUAAGAAGAAGAGCAAGAGGCAAGCCGAAGAGACAGGACAGGAGACGUUUGGCACGUUUUGCGUGCGACGAACGAAACGGUAGAGUGAAAUUCGCCGUCAUCGUGUUUGAUGAUAAAACGUACGUGAUGCAAAGGGAGGAGAAGCAACUGGAUUCGGCCUUGGAGGCCAUAAUAAUGCGCGUGAACGACCUGAAGACCGCGAUUGCCGCGAUGAUAUUCAAGGUGGAGCACGAAUAUGAGACCUUGAAUUGGCCGAAUUUCCUCGACAAUUUCGCCCUUAUUUCGGGCCACUUGACUAGCCUCUCGAAGAUUCUCGGACACGACAAAGCGCCGAAUCUCAGGAAUCUGACGGUUCUACCGUUACGCUUGAGUCCGGAGAAGGACGAGGAUCUGCUGCGAUUGACCGAGAAUCGAAUUCCCACGUUCGCGCAUGAUCUGGUCCCAGACUACCUGAGGACGAAGCUGGAGCCUCAAGCCGAGCAGAAGAUGAUGCAAUUAGAAGCCAAGGCAGCGAACGUUAACAUCGACACUUCACACGACUACAGUAAACAAAUGACGCAGUAUACAAAGGUGAUUGGCCACGUGUGGGAUAUAGCGAAUAAAGCGCGCGAAGAUUGGGAGGGCGAGGUUAGCACCAGAGCGACCCAAGCGCAAACCAGUAGUGCUGCGGACACUCAUGCCCUUCUCGCUGCUGUUGGAAUGGGUAAAGGUUUGAAAUCUGAUUCGAUACAAAUGGUCCAAUCCGGUGUAAAUCCAGUAGCUAACAGCAUGAUGGUAGGCAGACCUGGCAAUCAACAGCAAACACCUGGGCAAGGACCAUUGGGCAAUCCACCAAUGGGUCAAAUAAACAAGGCGCCAAGUGCGAUAAAAACGAAUAUCAAGGCAGCAUCGCAAAUCCAUCCUUAUAGAUAAAAAUAUCGUAGCACCUCUGUCAUGAUGUAUUAUAGAGAAUGACUGAUGAUUCAAAUAUCGCGUUUGUGGGACACGAUUGCGUAGGAGCGAGGAGAAAUACACUUGUUCAUCACUGGCACAAUGACAGCCUCCAAACCUUGUUCGUGUAACCAGCAUAAUCGAUCCUGUAGAAUCAGUGACUCCGCCGGAAGUUGUAACAUCAUUUGCAAUCCAGUGUAGAUUUCUACGGCUUUCAAGCUUCUACUCUGUUCCUCCCAUACUCGCGUUAUACCCUUCUCCAUUUUAUCAUGUGUGAUUACACUGUCUUUAUACGUGAGUUUAAUUAUGUAUUAAUUAUGUAAAUUGUCAAUCUUAUACAAGUAUUGAUUUUUGUUAUCAGUUACCUGUUUCGUCUGUAUCUGGUAUGAAAUCGUAUCUUAGUAACGAAUCUUUGACGUAAGUUUGAAAAUUCAAGCAUUGCGACUUUCUCGUGCCUUUCCGAACGUUCUUUUUGAGAACGUAAUUGUCUAGAAUACACCUUCUGUAUCAAUUAA